AUGAAUUCGGGCCUGACGGAGCUAGAAAUGGGCGCCGUUUUGGAGCUGAUUCAACUCAGCGGCGGCGGCGGCGGCUUCCCCGUCCUGUGGGUCGAUUUUUCGGCGGAAAAGGAUGGGUCGCGGGAUAAGCGAUCCGAGGAAGAGAAGAGCGCCGGCGAGUCGUUUUCGUCGUCGGCGAGCUCAAUCGUUAGCGCCUCCGGUGAAGCUCUGCCCCGGAGGAGAAAGAGGUUCCGAUCGCUCGCCGAUAUUUACCUAAAGACUCGACCUUUGGUAAAGAAUCGCGUCAAGAAAAGGGCCGGGUUUUGA
Messenger RNA from Striga asiatica, 306 nucleotides. The record is from the annotation of a GenBank genome assembly. Lineage: Eukaryota; Viridiplantae; Streptophyta; Magnoliopsida; Lamiales; Orobanchaceae.